CCAGAAAAAACACCAAUAGCGUACUGGUUGAUGAGGACACCUUUCAUUUACGAAUGGUCUGAAGAAAUCGGCCUACCUAUGUUUGAAUUCUACACACAGACAUUUGCUCAGUUCGUUGAGCUGAAUCGAUUAGUAUAUGACUCAGGUGGUUAGAAGAUCAUGGGCGAUGAAGAGUGAGAAAGAUGAGAAAAUAUCUGCCAGACAGAGACAGCUUUGUUAAUUCCGAUUAAAUUUCAUAAAUUUGUUCAUUGCUCGGACGGUAAUAAUAUCGAAACAAUCAAUUUAAUUUGAUUAAAUCAAACGCAUCACAGUUGUAACGCACACUAUCUCUUUCACUCUGCUCUUUUCACAUUUUUCGUUAAACCUCUGUCUUUAGCAGUCAUACUAAGCAAUGGAAUCCGUUUGGUUUUAUGCAAUAAUUCUAGUGUAAAAGUUAUGACAUGUGGUACUCAUGUGCGCGUUAUUGCGUCGUGUUGUUUGAUUAUAUUUAGCAUUGAUACUGACAUUCAUUAUAUGCACGAUUACGUGUUAUGAAUGAAUAUCAUAAACAUAUCAACGAUAGAACAGUGGUAUAAACUAUUCCAAAUAAAAUGCUGCUUUUGAAGUGCGUUUUAUUUAUAGCCAGCUUUAUAACAAUUGUGUGCUGUUCUGGUAACAAUCAAUGGAUCUUCGAGCAGUCACGGAGAACUUUUGAAAUCGACUUUGACAACAACACUUUCUUAAAAGAUGGAGAACCGUUUCAGUUUAUAUCCGGCUCAUUUCAUUACUUUCGUGCCUUACCUGAAUCGUGGAAUCAAAUAAUGAGAUCAAUGAGAGCUGCCGGCUUAAAUGCAAUCACAACAUAUGUCGAAUGGUCGACGCAUAAUCCAAAGGAGAAUGUUUAUAAUUGGGAAGGAUUAGCAAAUAUCGAACAGUUCAUACAAAUGGCACAAGAAGAAGAUUUGUUGGUUAUUCUUAGACCUGGACCCUAUAUAUGUGCUGAACGAGAUAUGGGUGGGUUUCCGUAUUGGUUACUGCACAAGUAUCCCGGCAUUCAAUUAAGAACCAGUGACACCGCUUACCUACGAGAAGUACGAACUUGGUAUGCAGAAUUGUUUUCUAGACUUAUACCAUACUUGUAUGGCAACGGAGGACCAAUCAUUAUGGUUCAAGUGGAGAACGAGUAUGGAUCAUACUUUGCCUGCGAUCAUAAGUACAUGAAAUGGUUACGCGAUGAAACAGAGAGAUAUGUUAUGAAACAUGCUGUUUUGUUUACUAAUAAUGGUCCAGGCUAUAUUUCAUGUGGUUGUGUAGAUGGCGUUUUGAACACUCUCGACUUUGGUCCAGGAACUGUGGAGGAAAUAAAUGGAUAUUGGAAAGACCUACGACAAAUUCAGCCCAAAGGACCAUUGGUCAAUGCGGAGUAUUAUCCAGGCUGGUUGACUCAUUGGCAAGAAGAAAAAAUGGCGCGCGUGCCAGUCGAUCCAAUAACAACUACGUUGAGAGAAAUGUUGAAAGCAAAAGUAAAUGUCAACAUUUACAUGUUUUAUGGAGGGACAAAUUUUGGGUUUACUGCAGGAGCAAACGAUGGAGGUCCUGGGCGAUAUAUGCCUGAUACUACCUCUUAUGACUAUGAUGCGCCUCUAGAUGAGGCCGGAGACCCAACGCCAAAAUACAUUGCUAUUCGAAAGGUUAUAUCUGAAUUUUUUCCCAUGCCCAACGUACUCGUUCCCAACGUCACUUGUAAAUUAUCUAUUUCUCCUGUUCUUCUCGAGCCUAUAGAUACCGUUUUAAACAAGAAUGUUCUUCAAACAAUAGCAUCUUCGGAAGUGUUUAAUGUAUAUCCACUUUCGUUUGAGGCUUUAAAUCAGAAUUCAGGGUUAGUGCUCUAUGAAGCAACUAUACCAGAAAACAUAAAAACAGAUCCUUUGAAAUUGACCGUUGAAAAGGCGUAUGACAAAGGUUAUGUUUUUAUAGAUUACAGAUACGUGGGCACACUAUCCAGACAAAAUGAUAUAAAUUCGGUAUCAAUAGAGCUAGGGCUUGGUAAUCAACUUCAGAUUAUUGUGGAAAAUGAGGGUCGUAUAAAUUUCGGUCUACUCAAUGAUUUUAAAGGUUUGCUUGGCAAUAUUUUCAUCAACACUCAGAAGAUUAUAAAUUGGACCAUGACUGGAAUUCCAUUGGACAACAUAGAACAAAUAAGCAAAUUUAUCGAACGUAGGGUACAAGAGAAUCAACAGUAUCCACAUAAAAGUACAUUAGAAUCAGAACAACUGCCUGAGCAACAUGGACCUACACUAUAUUAUGGCACAUUCAACAUCAAUGACAAAGAAAUUUGUGAUACCUACCUAAACCCUACAGGUUGGGGGAAAGGUGUAGUGUUUAUCAACGGUUUUAAUUUGGGUCGUUAUUGGCCUCUGGCAGGGCCUCAAAUUACUUUGUAUGUGUCACGGCAUAUACUUAAAUGUAACAUUAAUGAAAUCAUUUUAGUAGAAUUUCAGAUGGCAAAGUUUCCGAGUUUAAAUAUUGAUUUUGUUAGCUCUCCAAUGUUUAAUUAGAAGUAGAUACUAUUCGUACUUGUAUACGAAAUACAAUUG
Messenger RNA from Malaya genurostris, 2576 nucleotides. Its product is annotated as beta-galactosidase-like. NCBI's taxonomy places the organism in Eukaryota, Metazoa, Arthropoda, Insecta, Diptera, Culicidae. The transcript is spliced from 9 exons. Gene Ontology annotation, biological process: carbohydrate metabolic process. Bases 591 to 2537 code for a protein of 648 amino acids. Gene Ontology annotation, molecular function: beta-galactosidase activity. Gene Ontology annotation, cellular component: vacuole. The record is from RefSeq and is a predicted model, not a curated record.